Messenger RNA from Aspergillus nomiae NRRL 13137, 363 nucleotides. RefSeq lists its product as uncharacterized. The transcript is spliced from 2 exons. The record is from RefSeq and is a predicted model, not a curated record. Bases 1 to 363 code for a protein of 120 amino acids. Lineage: Eukaryota; Fungi; Ascomycota; Eurotiomycetes; Eurotiales; Aspergillaceae.
AUGUCUACUACCACAACUGAAAAUCCGAUUACAAGUAGAACGGUAUCCGUUCUUGCGGACUACGAAUUGCACCACAGCGAGCCGCAAGCCCCCUCCGCGCCGAGCCAAACACCCGUCCAACCUUCAGUCCAACAACCAGCAAAUUGGCCGGUGGAUCAUCUUCGAGUACCUGCUUAUCGACCGAUUAAUCGUAAUCUGGAUUGGAACGAGCGCUCGGCGGGAAGUCACCCAGCUGAAGUGGCUUUCGUUCAGAUCAUGUUGCACGGCGUCUGGAUCAAUGCGGCUGUUUCGCGGCUCUGGCAUAACACAUUAGGACGUGUGAAUGAUAGGAUCUUUCGGUAUGAGGUUGGGGGCGAGUGGUAG